This is a messenger RNA of Centruroides sculpturatus (bark scorpion), 1955 nucleotides long. RefSeq lists its product as uncharacterized. Bases 201 to 1481 code for a protein of 426 amino acids. Gene Ontology annotation, biological process: negative regulation of protein kinase activity; negative regulation of TOR signaling; neurotrophin TRK receptor signaling pathway. Gene Ontology annotation, cellular component: cytoplasm. The transcript has 11 exons. Lineage: Eukaryota; Metazoa; Arthropoda; Arachnida; Scorpiones; Buthidae. The record is from RefSeq and is a predicted model, not a curated record.
GCCUUACUACGUCUCCAUUCCUCUUUUGUGAAUGUUUCAGUUCAAGGUCGAGUCCAGUUUGCCUGUUAAAUGGACUCUUCCCGCUACUUCUAUCAAAAGACCCCCUGCGCAGCUUCUCUCUCUCGCGAUACUGCAUCUCUUGUUGCUAAGGCCGCUGGAUUGUCAGCUGAGGAGCGAGAGGUACUCGACAGUAUAAUAAAAUGAUGCAUUUAGUUUGUCAUUGUCUGAAUGUUUGCAUUCAUACAAAGAAUAAUGUCAUUCAGUCAACUCCCAUUAAUUCAUUGGCUCUAACAAAUGAAGAAACUUUACACACAUUCUUUCAAGGUGGAGUAGCUACAGUGACUUUAGAUUUGGGUGGAAUAACUAUGGCGCAAUCAAUAUUGGUGACAAGUUGCCAUGUUGGUGAGUGGAUAGUAUAUACUUGUGGUGGAUGUGGAUUAAAUACACAUGCUAUUCAUAAAAAACAAAAAACUGAGCACAUUUUAAUAAAUACAGAUAUGACAAAUAAGGAAGAUUUAAAAACAAAACUUACAGAUUUAAAAACAAAGCAAAAUAUAGAAAACUAUUCAUUGGUUUUUAAAAUUAUUCUCCCUGAAAUAAAUGAUAAUCAGCUUGAUUCAAAAUCAGAUGUAAAAUUUCAAAUGAAAAGUAGUAAAACAGAGUCUGCUUUAGCCUCAAUACAGAAACAGGUAGCUACAUACUUGCAGCAAGAACACAAAGCUAUGGAAGAAAGAAUAAGGAUAUUCACUCAACAGCAGCAAAAUAAUUUUGCAGCUUUACAGAAAAAAGUAAGGAGAGAUAAAUGUGCAAUGCUGAGUUUGUUACAGAAACAACAAGAAAAAGAUUUGAAAGAAAGUAUAGGAGAAGCAAUGUCUGAAAAUAACUAUUCUUCCUUAAAUUCAAAUGAUGAUAAUUCUCUGUCUCAAGAAUUAUUUGAAACUUCAUGCAAUGGCCAGUUUAAACCAUUUCAGCUACCUCAAACCAAAAUUGAAGUGAAUACAAGAAAUCCUUCAUAUAAUCGAUCACAGUCAUUUGAUACAAAACAUCAUUCAGCUGGAAAAAAGAAUGCUGCUAAAUCACAGAUGUUAUCAAGAAGGAGAAUAUUUAGUCUGGAUACAGAUGCUGGAGGUAUUUUUGAUAUGGAAGGCUUGGAACAAGAGUUUAAUAACACACCAUUUUAUAAUUCAGAUUAUGAAGAUGAUACUGAUGACAGCAGUACUACAGAAGAAAAUACUUUAAAUUUUCGUAAAAAGUUGCCUAAACAAUUUGCACAAUCUCUUCCAAUUAAAGUUCCAGUUUGGUCACAGUUUAAUCACUCUAGUGGGUCUGAAGAAGAGGAAAAGUUUGUAGUUACUGGAGACCCAGAACAAAUUGCAGAAAGUAUAAAAGCCCUCACUAUUACCGAUGGAACAGAAAUGUUUGGUGACUUACCCCGUCGGCGACUUAAUACAGGAGAUCUAGUGAAAUCAAGACCACUGUGACACAUUUGUCUGCACUUUUUUGUAAUAACUAUUACUGCAUAAUUAUUGUAUUUUUGAUAUACAAUUGGUAUACAGCAACUAUCUAAUGCUACAACUUUUCAAUGGGAUCAUAUUUUCCAGAUUGACCUUUUUCUUUUUUUUUUUUUUUUUUAUAUAUAGCUUUGUGAUGUGAGUAUGAAUGUGUAUGUAUUAUUACAAUAUUUCACUUAGAUUAUUUUGUUUCUAAGAUGCCUGUUGUUAAUGAGGCAUGAUUUCCCACCAGAAUGUAGUUAGCUUGUAACAUAUGAUGUUUAACAAAUGAACAAAUUUUUUCCUUAACCAAAUUUAUAUUUAGUUCACCAAAGAAUAAGUGAUCUGAUGUAUUAUUAGAGUAGCUGUUAACAAGAAAACACUGAGUUGUGCAUUCCAGUGUCUUGAGGUUUGUGUUAAUUUGUGAAUGAAUAUAUACAAAUAAAGUUCUGUUGAGUUUGUAAA